UCUUCGUGGCACCUUCGAUGGCCGCCCUCGGGAAAGCGUUGCUCGCCACGCUGGUGGUCGCUCUUGCAGUUUUUAUUGGACACCGACUUCUCAAACUCAAGGAGAUGUCGCUUACCUCAAGAGAAGUGACGAACAAGCACCUCAAGUGUCGACACCUGGAGAACAUAGAAUGUGGAUCAGAGGACAUCACGAUCAUGAAGGAUGGAAUGGCCUUCAUCAGCGCAGGACUCAAAUAUCCAGGCAUGCCUUCAUUCUCAGACGAACCAGGCAAGAUCUACAUGAUGGACCUGCUUCACCCGAAACCCACCCCAGUGGAGCUCCAGAUUAAAGGAGAGCUGGACCUCAGCACCUUCAACCCUCAUGGAAUCAGCCUUUACACCGACCCAACAGAUGACUCGGUGUACCUGCUGGUUGUCAACCAUCCUCAGGAGGACAGCCACAUAGAGAUAUUUCGUUUUGUGGAGGGCAACACUCUCCUGCACCUGAAGACCAUCACCCAUCCCCUACUUCACAGCGUCAAUGACAUCGUGGCAGUGGGCGUGGACAGCUUCUACGCCACCAACGAUCACUCCACUCCCAUCAAAGCGCUUCAUUAUCUGUUAGUCUUUCUGGGUCUGCCCGGGUGUGACGUGGUGUACUACAGCCCAGGGGACGUGAGGGUCACAGCCGCUGGCUUCGGCUCCGCCAACGGCAUCAACAUUUCGCCAGACAGAAGGUACAUUUAUGUGUCGGACAUUUUGGACCAUGAGGUUGAUGUUUUCGAAAGGAAAGACGGGGAGCAGCUGCAGUAUGUCAAGUCAGUGAACGUGGGGAGCCUCUGCGAUAACAUCGAGGUGGACCCGGAGUCUGGUGACGUCUGGCUGGGGUGUCACCCAAAUGCCAGUAAGCUGAUGUCAUUCAACCCCGAAGACCCGCCUGGGUCAGAGGUGGUCCGGGUGAAAGCCAUUCUCUCCCGGCAGCCUCAGGUGACCCAGGUGUACGCCGACGACGGGCGGCAGCUCAUGGCGUCUUCUGUGGCGGCCGUGUUUGAGGGAAAACUGCUCAUCGGUUCAGUUUUCCAGAAAGCCCUUUACUGUGAUUUAGAGUGAGAGAACUAUCGUUCUAAUAAAUACAUGGA
This is a messenger RNA of Synchiropus splendidus (mandarinfish), 1117 nucleotides long. RefSeq names its product serum paraoxonase/arylesterase 2-like. Gene Ontology annotation, molecular function: arylesterase activity. Bases 18 to 1088 code for a protein of 356 amino acids. The record is from RefSeq and is a predicted model, not a curated record. The transcript is spliced from 9 exons. NCBI's taxonomy places the organism in Eukaryota, Metazoa, Chordata, Actinopteri, Syngnathiformes, Callionymidae.